GCUGCUGUGCUUUUUCUGGAGAUUGUAGUUGGAUUGGAAAGCUCCUGUGUAAGGUACCCUUUCCUAAAGAAAAAUUGAAGUAAUUUGUACAAUUAUAACGCGCCGAGCUGUGUUUUAUUUUAUUGUUUCUAAGAAGAUGUAAGAAUACAAUAUUAUCAAUUUUAAUUGGUUUUAUCCAAAUCAAGAUUGUGUACAAUGGGAGUGAGUGAUGUAAUCUUCUAAUGCGUUUGGUGAAAAGAAGGCGAAUCCGUUAUUGUUUUUCUGCCCAAAUUUGAAGCUAUUUAAUAAAUCUUGAUAAAGUUAAAAAACUGUUUUGAUUUGUUUGUCUUUGUUUUAAUUGUUUCCCGUGAGUUUUCGAAAUUCGUUCCAGCGGAUUCUGUGGCUUCUACUGCCGGUAUUUUUACGUGAAAAAAUUACUGUUUUGUUGUGAGGUCAUUUACGAAAUCGUUAACGUUAGGACCAACUUCUGCGGGUUGUACAACUCGAUGUAUCACAUAUCUUUCGGAAUACUGCUAAAAGUGUAAUUUUUUAUUGCGCUCUUUACUUUUACCAUUCUGUGGGAAAAGGCGGUACAAAAUUUUAACACGCGUUAUUCGUUUUUGUUAGUUUCGCGUAAUCUAAUUUUCUCGCACAUUUUGAAAAGAAUAUGCCACGCACAUCAAAUACUCGCGCAGUCUAUUCGCAAAAAAAACUGUUUUUGAGCAACGAAUUGUUCCGCAGAGCGUUCAUUUUCCUACCUCGUCCCCAGGGUUCAUCUAUAUGAUAUUCAAUUUUGAUGUAUUUCGGAAGAUGUUAGCGACAAAGAAACAAGAAGCGCUAGGGACAAAGUAUUGGAUAGUUUAAUUUUGCUUGCAACUUGCGAAAUGCUUCGCAACCUUUUUUUUAAUUUCUAGUAGCUAAAAAUGCCAGUAAAUAGGCUUUGUACCCCCCCCCCCCCCCCGUUAUUUCCCGAUUUUCCGUUUGCCGGAAGCGAAAGACUGGGAAGUACACUCAAGCAAUCAGAAAACGGCUAUCGGCUAAAUUGAAUUAUCGUGUAUUUUACAAACCUAACACAAAUACAUAGUUUAUACCAAGUCCUGAUAAUAAUUGGCUUAGCUGGCAUUUCUCUUAAUAUUUGCACUUGGAUUGGAAAGCUUUUGAAGGCACAUUAUAUUAAUUUGAACGUUUAUAAUGCGCAAAAACGUGUUAUAUUUAUGGCUUCAUUAAAAAGAAAAAAUUUUAAAGUACCAAAUUAUCAGCUUGAAUUGGCAUGUUUGUGGUAUUCUUUUCAUACAGCAGAAGAAAAGUGAGUUGCGAAGAUUGCGUACAAUGAGAGCGAGAGAUGUUAUCUUUCAAUACGUGAGAUAAAAAGAAGAAAGCGAAACCUCAUCCCGCGUUGUUAUUGUUUUUCUGUCAAAAACUUGAAGCUGUUUUAUAAAUCUUAAUAAAGUUAAUAAAUUGUUUUCGUUUCUGUAGAUUGUUUGUUUUUGUUUAUUGUUUCCCGUGAGUUUACAAAAUUUAUUGUAGCAGAUUCAUUGGCUUCAAGAAAUCGGUUUUCAUAACUAGUGCCGUUAUUUUUAAGUGAAAAAAAACACAUGCUGCUUCGUUCGCCUUCUUGUCUCCGAAAGUCUCUAUUAUUAUCUGUGUUCCGAGUAUUAUUUUCCGGUUGAAAGAGUGUACCUUACGAUGCGCAUCCCCUUAAUUCGUGACAUUUUCGCACACUACGGAUUGUACAACUCGAUGCAUUGCAUUUCUUUCAAAAUAAGGGUUUUAACUUAAGUAUAACUUUGCAUGGAUUUUUAGGGCUAAAAGCUUCAUCAAUGUUGGAUUUACGUCGGCCACCACUGACAAUAUUGUGAUUAUUGUCAAUAUUUAAUAGAGAGUAAUGAACAUUGAACUGUUGUAUUUAUUGUUUAUUGUUUGUUUUCAGAUUCAACAAUGCAUACUAAUAAAUAAGCAAAUGGUUUCAUUCCUAUCUAUGUUGAAUCUUUUAAUCUUCAAGUGAAACGCCUCGACAUGCCAUCAGUUAGUUGUCCAGUGCCUGGCUGCACCUACACCACGCCAGACCUCGAUGCUGUCAUCAUUGCUGCACUACUGACAACCCAUGCUACCACGCAUUCGAAUCAACCUACAUCGGUAUCACCCACGGCCAAGAUUGAACGAGUGAGACGUCCCACUGUUACUUUAGCCGGAACCGCUGAGGAUUGGAAAUACUUCCUGACCCGCUGGAUUGAGUACAAGACCGCUACCAAAAUCACAGGUAGAGAUGCUGUUCUCCAACUCCUUGAAUGCUGUGACGAGCAGUUGCGCAGAGACCUCACCCGAUCCACCACUGGCAUGUUGGCCGAAAAAAGUGAGGAUGUCAUCCUUGCUUCAAUGAAAUCACUCGCUGUCAGGGAGGAAAACGUUAUGGUUGCACGAGUUGCCUUAAACAAUAUGAAUCAAGAUCCUGAUGAGCCAAUAAGAUCGUUUGGGGCUAGAUUGAAAGGUCAAGCUGGUGUAUGUAAAUAUGUUAUUCCCUGCCCCUCGUGCAGCCACGACGUGGACUAUACCGAACAAAUAUUAUGUGAUGUUCUUGGUCGUGGUAUCUCCGACCCUGAUAUUCAGCUGGAGCUUCUUGGACAUACGAACCAGGACAUGUGUUUGGAAGAAGUGCUCAAAUUCGUUGAAACAAAGGAAGCAGGGAAACGUUCUGCAACACGCCUCAUCGAUCACCACCAGGCUGGUGCCGUCCAUAGCCAGUACAGAAGGGGUAAACGAGACUCCUUCAAUAAGCCAAAAGAAGACAAUGACACCAACCGUGAUACCAAACGCGAUUCUGGUUCAAAAUGUGGGUACUGCGGAACAAACUGCCACAGCACUAGCGCAUCACGAUCCCGUCAAUCCACAUGUCCUGCAUAUAAUCACAAGUGUGGGAAUUGCCAACGUCUGCAUCAUUUUGAUCACGUGUGUAGGAGCAAAGAUCGAAAAAACAAGGAGAGAAAGCCUGAUAAUGCUGCAGUUGUCGAGGAAUCCAGCACGAUAUUCAACUCACUAUGCUCAUUGAACACAGCAUCUGCGGAUCAUGUUGAUCACCACUGCCACAACAAAUCUAAAGAUGUUUGGAAGAAAAGUCCAUCUCCUCCACAACCGUUUCUCGAUUUGUCCGUGCGUAUCGUGGAAGAUUACUACAGCGAGCUGGGUUUUAAAUUUCCACAUGGUACUAACGAGUCAACUAUCACCAUACCGGCAAUGGCAGACACCGGCUGCCAAAGUUGUCUCAUUGGUUACAAAUGGAUUCAGCGAUUCAACCUUUCUAAAAGUGAUCUCAUCCCGGUCCGAAUGAAAAUGGACGCCGCCAAUGGACAAUCUAUCAAAAUAUUAGGGGCUAUCGUCAUCCGCAUCGCUGGUAUCAAUUGCCACGGGUCACUACAAGAAACGAAGCAGUUUACGUAUGUGACUAACGACUCUGACAAGUUUUACCUCAGUAAGAGUGCCUGUGUAGAUCUUGGCAUUGUAUCACCUGAAUUCCCUAUGAUUGGUGCGAAUACCAUCACUGUACCUGAUCCAACUAAUGAGUGUUCAUGUCCAAAACGAUCAGCACCGCCACCACUUCCUACCGAACUGCCAUAUCCACCAACAGAGGAGAACCGGGAAAGAUUGGAGCAAUGGCUUCUUAACUAUUAUAAAAGCAGCACCUUCAAUGUAUGCGAACAUCAACCUCUGCCAUUGAUGUCCGGGCCACCCAUGAAGCUGAUGAUCGAUGAGAAUGCUGAGCCGACUACACAUCAUUCGCCAAUACCUGUACCGAUCCACUGGCAAGAACAAGUAAAAGCCGACCUAGACCGCGAUGUAGCUCUUGGAGUUUUGAACCAGUGCCCAUUGGUGAACCCGUGA
Hydractinia symbiolongicarpus is the source of this 3855-nucleotide messenger RNA. RefSeq lists its product as uncharacterized. NCBI's taxonomy places the organism in Eukaryota, Metazoa, Cnidaria, Hydrozoa, Anthoathecata, Hydractiniidae. The transcript has 3 exons. Bases 1996 to 3855 code for a protein of 619 amino acids. The record is from RefSeq and is a predicted model, not a curated record.